Paramuricea clavata is the source of this 388-nucleotide messenger RNA. NCBI's taxonomy places the organism in Eukaryota, Metazoa, Cnidaria, Anthozoa, Malacalcyonacea, Plexauridae. The record is from the annotation of a GenBank genome assembly.
AUGAAGGAAGAUCCUGAGCCAUUGUUUUCAGACGGGCAUCCUGACAUCUCGAAUGAUGCUCCCAGGACCAAGAAGGCAAUUGCAUCCUGUUGCAAGAAGGAAACCGGUGGAAAGAAAGGGAAAAGAAUGAGAAAGCGUGGCGAAAGACUGAGUGUUUUUGAUGUGACGCAGAUAGUUCAAAAGAGAAGCAUUCAGAGUUGCCUUGAGCUGGUAGCGUUAGCUGUGUCACAAAGCCGAGAAGGAAACACAGCUUUGGCAAAUUUUGUGGCAAAUAGAGGGCAUAAGUGCGUUCAAGAAGCAUUGUCCUUAGCGAAAGAGUUUGCAGAAGCCGAAGAGAGAUUAGCGUGUUCCAAAAACACUCGCAUUCAAAUUUUUAUCGAGUUUCAAG